AUGGCCUCGGCCUCCAUGUGCCCCAAGCGGGAUUUCUACAUAGGUGAUCUCGAAUUCAUCCGCCCCCUUGCCACCGCGGCGCCCGGAGAAAUUAAGCUGAAAUAUUUCAAAGUGUCGCUUAUGGAGCGGGCGGAGUGGUUUGAGAUGAUUACCUGGCCCGCCUGCUGGAAGGAGGAAACCCUAGGCCGGCUGAAGCAGGCGGUAGAGGAAGCGGGCAUUACUGCCCAGGCCUCCGAGGUGUUGUACCGUACGGAGCACGAAGCUGCUGUGCGGGCCAUCCUCUUUGACCACGCAGGUAGCUUGAGUGGCCUAUUCAAGAACGGACAUUCAAUCAUCGUCGCUGAUUGUGGAGGGAUCACCAUCGACGCCGCCACCUUUAAGUUUCACGCCCCAAACGCUAGGCAUACGGGGAUUGGGGACAUUGUCAAAGCCAAGUCUUGCCUCUUUGGAGCUCCGUCCCUGGAUACCGCCUUCGAAGAGCUACUUUCGCGGAAGAUCGACAAGGCAACCGGGCUCCAAGCCUCGGAGUUUACGAACCCCAUUCUGCUGGCGAAGGAGGCAGCCUUGGAGCACUGGCAUAGGACAGUCAAGAAUCGCUUUGACCCAUCCACCUUGUUGGAUGGGGAUGAAAAGUAUCCAAUUCCGGGCGGCCGUGAGGUCGAUAUUCAUCGGGACGAGAUGAUGAAGAUUUUCGACGACGUGGUCCACAAAAUCGUCCAGACCAUAGUGGGCCUGUACGAAGACGCCGCCCAGACGACGGCGGACAACCCCAAGGACAUCUUCCUUACUGGCGGAUUGGCGUGCCUUGACUACAUCCAGGGCCGCGUGACAACCCUCUUGCGUCAACGCCUGGGCAACAACAAUCUCCACAUUGUCACCGGUGACAAUCAUGGCAUGCGGACGGCCGUUUGUCGAGGCGCCGCCUUGGAGGGAGUGCCUCUGCCAUAUGUCUAGAGGGAGACGGGCUUUGAAGCUCAGUCUCGUGGACUCUCUGAAUCGCCAUCAUCCGGGGGAAACGAUUGCUGGGCGGUGUGCUGGUUGCUUUCUCUUUUUUCUUCUUUUUCUUUUGUGUGUGUUGGAGGUUGAGGAGGAAUAGGAAUUAAUAUCGCUUGGAUAGAUUGUGGACUUGUGUUUGUGUUAUUUUUCCUAG
This is a messenger RNA of Phialemonium atrogriseum, 1150 nucleotides long. RefSeq lists its product as uncharacterized. The transcript is spliced from 8 exons. Lineage: Eukaryota; Fungi; Ascomycota; Sordariomycetes; Cephalothecales; Cephalothecaceae. Bases 1 to 954 code for a protein of 317 amino acids. The record is from RefSeq and is a predicted model, not a curated record.